UGUCAUCUAUUAGUUACAGCACUGUGGUGAUUAGUCUGUUAUCUAUUAGCUACAGCACCUUGGUGAUUAGUCUGUUAUCUAUUAGCUACUGCACUGUGGUGAUUAGUCUGUCAUCUAUUAGCUACUGCACUAUGGUGAUUAGUCUCAUCUAUUAGCUACUGCACUGUGGUGAUUAGUCUGUCUGUCAUCUAUUAGCUACAGCACUGUGGUGAAUAGUCUGUCAUCUAUUGGCUACUGCACUGUGGUGAUUAGUCUGUCAUCUAUUAGCUACAGCACUGUGGUGAAUAGUCUGUCAUCUAUUGGCUACAGCACUGUAGUGAUUAAUCUAUUUUAGGAGUGGAAAAAUGUGGUGAAAAACAAGUCACACUCAACUUCCCCAUUAGUGAGGAAAUGACAAGAUGAGAUCAACAAAAACAGAUUGGCAGGAUGACUAGAAUAGACUGAUGAGCUGCUGCUUAUCACAGUUAUACAGUACUGUAGCAUCAUGCUAAGCUAAUUCAGGCUAUAUUACAUUAUAAUUCCGGCUAUAUUACACCAAAUAUUGGUUAUAUUAGGUAUAACGACUGAGGCUGCUACAGGCUGGUAUGGUAAGGCUAUCUGAAGAAAGGAGGAUGAUAUCCACAUCCUAAACUGGAGAAUAACCGUACUGGGCUAAAUAGUGAGAUAAAGGAAUGAGAGGCAGCCACACAUAGCACUGCCACUUCCCAGCACUUUAUUCCUGCAUCCAAAUGAUCAACAAGGCUCUCUGACCAGACAUGGGGAACGUCAGGACCAGCCCAGUCUCUAUGCCAGAGAAUGGAGAUGACACCAACACCAGCUCUGACCCCUUUCUGAGAAACAACGAUACCCUGAGAGUCCUGUCUGACUACCCCUCAGCAGACGUCAGUGAAACCCUGGUAGUCUUGUCUGACUACCCCUCAGCAGACGUCAGCGUGCCUCUCUUCAGGAUAGGAGAGAGACUGAGACUCCUGGCAGAGGAGGGUUACUGGUGGAGGGUUUGUUCUGUCCAAACAGGAUAUGAGAACUACAUCCCCAACAACCAUGUGGCCAAGGUCUAUCACGGCUGGUUGUUUGAAGGGGUGGCCCGACCCAAAGCAGAGGAACUGCUUCGUCUGCCCGGAAACAGAGCUGGCUCCUUCAUGAUAAGAGAAAGUCAAAAAGGAGUGUAUACCCUGUCUGUACGGCACAGGGUUAUGGUACACUAUCGUAUUAUCCGCCUUCCCAACAACUGGUACUAUAUCUCUCCUGGUCUAACCUUCCAGUGUCUAGAGGACCUCGUCAACCACUACUCUGAUUGUGCAGACGGCCUGUGCUGUAUUCUCACCACCCCCUGUCAGACUGUAACCAACGGCAACCUCAACCUGGCCUCCCAGGCACCCCCUGUGGUGAUGCACAACAACUUCGACUGGAAAGACGUCAACAGGUCGGAGCUGACAGACCAGCCUCAUCGUUACCCCGGCAACAGAGACUCUAUGAUCAGCUUUGGCUUGCGGAACACAGUCUCCUCCUACAUGUCUCUGGGGGACACGAGGAAGGAGAGGAAGAGCUGGAGGAGGCAGAAGAGGAGGAGCAGUGUGUGUGUACCUCCCAGUAACGGUCACGGACUCAGCACUACAGCACUGGAGGAGGAAGAGGAGGGGGAGUACGCACAAGCCAUCCACCUGAACUCUUAAGACUGGAUAUGGGCUUAAUGUAUAGAGAGGACAUAUCGUGCUGUAUAGAGAGAACAUAUCGUGCUGUAUAGAGAGGACAUAUCGUAUCGUGCUGUAUAGAGAGGACAUAUCGUGCUCUAUAGAGAGGACAUAUUGUGCUGUAUAGAGAAGACAUAUCGUGCUGUAUAGAGAGGACAUAAUCCAGUUGUAUAGAGAAGACAUAUCGUGCUGUAAAGAGAGGACAUAAUCCUGCUGUAUAGAGAAGACAUAAUCCUGCUGUAUAGAGAGGAUAUAAUCCUGCUGUAUAGAGAGGACAUAAUCCUGCUGUAUAGAGAGGACAUAAUCCUGCUGUAUAGAGAGGAUAUAAUCCUGCUGUAUAGAGAGGACAUAAUCCUGCUGUAUAGAGAGGAUAUAAUCCUGCUGUAUAGAGAGGACAUAAUCCUGCUGUAUAGAGAGGCCAUAGCAUACUGGACUAUGCCGUGAACGUGGAAGUAAAACUGUAAUGACUGUCACACUGCAUGAUCAGUGACAUUCAUACCAUUAAUCACAAGGGUGUUACUGUUUGACAGCCUAAACUAGUUGUAAACAGCUGGAAUGGUUAAGACCGUUACUGUAACAGCAUUAUUUACACACGAGGGCUUAGUAACACAUCCACAAUAGCCCUAUUUCCCAUAUAGCGCACUACAUUUGAUAGGGCUCCGGUCAAAAGCAAUACACUAUAUAGGGAAUAGGGCGCCAUUUGGGACUCUUAGUGAAGGUCAGGGGUCACAGGUCAGCUUACCAUGAGCAGCAUCCUGUUGAAGAGACCACGCGAGGAGGGAGAGGUCAGAUGUAGGCUGGCCACGUCGGCUCCGCUCCGCUCUGCCCCCACCGUCACCAGCCUGGGCUCACCUCCGAACGCCUCAAUGUUCUCCUGGACCCACUUCAGAGCAACUACCUGGUCCUGGAAGCCGGCGUUACCUGGCAGGGCUGUGGAGCCUAGAGGCAUUCAGUUCACACUGCUGUUAUUUCAUGUACCGUGUCAGGAGUCAAAUCCAUUCAAGAGACAUACUUAUAUAACGUAAUAUGUUCUUUGGUUGUGACUUGUGUCAUCAUCUACAUCAUUUCCAAAAUAUACAAAUAACAUGUUUUUAUUCCA
This is a messenger RNA of Salmo salar (Atlantic salmon), 2790 nucleotides long. The record is from RefSeq and is a predicted model, not a curated record. NCBI's taxonomy places the organism in Eukaryota, Metazoa, Chordata, Actinopteri, Salmoniformes, Salmonidae.